Messenger RNA from Mizuhopecten yessoensis (Yesso scallop), 2929 nucleotides. RefSeq lists its product as uncharacterized. The coding region runs from base 96 to 2540 and encodes 814 amino acids. Lineage: Eukaryota; Metazoa; Mollusca; Bivalvia; Pectinida; Pectinidae. The transcript is spliced from 14 exons. The record is from RefSeq and is a predicted model, not a curated record.
AAUGAGGCACUGUUUACAUGAUGGCGCUCACACUUGAACAUUGUUGACGUCGGUAGAAUGAUUUGACAUCACUUGAAAAGCAUUCAUGACACAAAAUGGUUUCCGAGAUUCCAAAGUACCAGCGGUUUAGAGAUCCAUUUGCUGAAGACCCGGUACCAAAAGCAUUUUAUCACCCAACUCUACAAAGAGACCUGUCACAGGCACAGAAACAGACUGCGCUGAGUCCAGUUCGUGGAACAAGCAAGGGAGAUAACGAAAGGACAAAGUUGACGGUUCCUGACAAGCAGUUCCUUAAAGGGGCCAAUACACUUUCUAGUGAGACCCCCCCGAAACUAGGUCAGGAAGCUUCACCGAAUUUUGACGAGUCGUGGCCGAGCACUGAACACCAGUCUACUGUAAGCAUGUUUGGCAUUGAUGAGCGUAGUCCACCGACGACAGAUUUGUCCCAGAAAUACUCUUCCUAUGUCGAUCGAUUUGCUGAUCUCAAGCAGACCUUACAGUUUUCUGAAAACGAUGGUACCUUACUCAGUGGCAAACACGCUGCAAGGGGAAAACAGCCCACGACUGAAGACGGUGGUCCGCCAACAACAUCGGUGCUUGGCCGGUACAUUGACAGAUUUAGACGAGGUGACGCAAUGAGUCGGGAAGAACGCCAGAAAAUGUCUGACCCCAGGGACUUUUGGUGGCUGGAUCAGGGGGGCAGGGAGAAAGGGUCGCCGUCGGAUAGCUCCACUCCUCGAGAGGAUAGUAGCCACGUGCUAAAGGCGAAAACACACCGGCUGACUGAGGAGUCACUAGCCAGUCUGUCACAAUCCCACCAAAGCCGAUAUUCGGGUUUACGUAAGCCACAGCUUGUUCCAGCGUCUCCCUCCGAGGAGCGCACGAGGAAACUCCAGGAAAAAGCCGACAGGUUUCUAGAGAAAAGUGUGAGUAGUCUAGCCACCACCGAUCAGGACUUUGAGGUUAGUACCGAGGGACUCGGAAGUUCUGUAGGGGAGACAACCCAAAUCAGCUUGGAAGAGCAGCCAUAUCGCCCUAAAUUUGUAAAGGAUUUAAGCAAAGAAAAUGUUCCACGGUUUAACCUUGGAGUACCGAUUUCCAUGGUCACCAAGCCAACAUGUCGGGAGGAAGACAUCUUGUAUCAGUGGCGAAUUAAACGUAAAAUGGAGCAAGCAAGGGAGAGAACUACCAACGUAAAAGAUGUACCAACUCCGAGUCCUUUUGUGCCAAAAUUACAGCCAAUGGGUGAUGUUGAAAAAAAGUUGGAAGAGUUUAAGCAGAGGUUGUCCGAGGGGAAACUUGGAGUACCUGUAACCCCUCAGAUGUCCAAUGGACUAGUCAGCUUUACCCCAGCUCCACACAUGUCUCGACCAGCGGAUGGAAAGGAAGACACAGGUACAUCUAGAGGCUCCCAAGGGAAAACGGACCAAGGUGCUGUCAAAGAUGACCCCUACGUGUCAGGGAGGUAUCCCUCCAUCGCAAGCCCCACCCUCAAAAGGAAGGGCAAAAGAGACGAAGAUGUGGAGCCUCAUCUUCACCUGAUGUGUGACUUACUACCCUGUCCCCACCAAUCAGAGUUCUCCAAACAAUACGGAAAAGUGCCAGUAAAUGUUGACUCCUCGGAAAAUGUGAACGAGUCGGAAAGUGAAACUUAUAAAUAUCUGGAGGCCGAACGACCAGACAUUGAAAAGUCUAUUUGUGAUCAGGAGCAUGACCCAAGUGAUGAUGAUUCAGGUCACACAGACUCGGGGGUCAGAGGUCAGGUCACAGAGGUGAAACGGAGGAUAAACUAUGAUCAGGAAGAUGAUUAUGGAGGUUUCGAAAAUGUUCAAAAGAAGGGUUCCAAAAAUAAUGUCAGAACACCCAGAGAAGAAAUCGGUUCAAAAAGUGACAGUGAUUCAGUACCAGGUUUUGUCAAAGUGUCACAACAACAGAAUAAACGCACACCUAGACAGGAAAACGAGGAGGAGUUAUCGUCGAGUAGAGACAAUGUACAACAUCACCAAAGGAAGGAGAGAAGAGGAGAAAGAAAGGUGGAUAGAGAGAUGGAGGAGGAAUCACAGCGGGAAGGAAGGAAGGAGAGAAAGGAGGCAGUGAGGGUUCCUGUGCCCCGACAGUCACAGAGCCCCGGGCCCCGGGCAGGAGUGAAAAAAGUCCCACAUGUACAGUCAGCAAUAGGACAGGUGAUCAAGGAUCGACUUUUUGAUCUGUCAACUAGCUCUGUCAUAUCAAGUGUCGACAGCCUGCCCACAUUUGUGUCGCCGUCAGCAUCACUGGACCAUACCUUGUCCGAAUCUCUGUCCCAGCCACCGCAGGGCCGGAUUUCACAGUCCCGGGAGUCUGUCCCACACCACACUGAGCCUCGGCCACGCCGACGUGUCAGCCAAGAAGAAGAAGAAGAGUCCGAUGGUGAAUUCCCAGAUGACCAGUUGCUGACCAUGUUACGACGCCAAAGGGCACAAUAUGAGGAACAACUUCGGAUGAUCGAUGAAAAGCUAGCAACCACAACAAGAAAUGGAAAUGAAGACUCGGGGAGAUGACAGGACCUAACAGGAACAACUAUUAGUGCUACCAUGUGAUAUAGAAUUGUGAUAUCUGCCAUAUAGGAACAUUGAUAUGACCAGCAGAGAUACUACGCCAAGGUUGUCUGUGUUGGCAGUAUAAAAAAAAUGUCAUCUGUCAUCAAGACACUGACACCGGUGUUGGCAAUUGUGUUUAAACUGGAUUUCAUUUAGACCCUGCACAAUAAUGUAAAAUUCUGCAGUGUAAUUAGACUUUUGUCAUUGUCUGUCAUCCAAAGUUUUAUGAGCAGGAAAGAAGAUUUCCUUCCCAAUGGUGGUUGGUUAGACGGACCUUAAGGUUUUACAGUGCUUUGUUAAAACACUUGUAUCUACAUGUAUUUAUAUAUUUAAAUGAUGAUAAAAUUAAA